Hypanus sabinus (Atlantic stingray) is the source of this 15278-nucleotide messenger RNA. RefSeq names its product CAP-Gly domain-containing linker protein 4-like. The record is from RefSeq and is a predicted model, not a curated record. Gene Ontology annotation, biological process: cytoplasmic microtubule organization. NCBI's taxonomy places the organism in Eukaryota, Metazoa, Chordata, Chondrichthyes, Myliobatiformes, Dasyatidae. The transcript is spliced from 16 exons. Gene Ontology annotation, cellular component: cytoplasm; nucleus; microtubule plus-end. Gene Ontology annotation, molecular function: microtubule plus-end binding. Bases 228 to 2354 code for a protein of 708 amino acids.
GAGGGAGGGAAUGCGCGAGAGCGGUGGCGCCUGCGCACAGGUGCGCGCGCCUGCAAGGGAAGCGAGGCCCGCCGAAGGAUACCGCUGUUGUUGCUGCUCGGACAGAUCAGGGUCCAGAGCUAAAUCCCUGUGUCGGUCACCAGUCGUCAGCGUACGCUUGCUUAAGCGACCGCGCUCUGUGCGCUCUGAACCGCAGGUUCCAUGGUUCGGUCAAAAGUAGCGCUGAAAUGACAAAAGAAGAUUCUUAUGUAGAACCUUCCAAUGAUGAGGACUCCGUAAGUGGAAAUUAUAGCACUAUAUCCUCAGAUUCUGAGAGACCAGUUGUACAUCCAGUAGUUUCAGCACCUAUGCCUACUGAUUGUGAAUUUUCUUUCUUUGAUCCACAAGACCCAGCAUGCAGGCAAAUCCUGCGUGAUCCUGAAACAACCGUGCCAGAAUUGUUCGCUAUCCUGCGUCAAUGGGUUCCACAAGUUCAGCAGCAUAUUGAUGUGAUUGGAAAUGAGAUUCUGAAUCGAGGAUGCCAUGUGAAUGACAGAGAUGGUUUGACAGAUAUGACUCUUCUACAUUACACCUGCAAAGCUGGGGCUCAAGGAAUUGGAGAUGCAGAAGUUGCAGCCAAGUUUGCUUUACAGUUGAUUGAGAUGGGAGCGGAUGUAAAAAUUCGAAGCCGUUGGACUAACAUGAAUGCAUUGCAUUAUGCUGCAUAUUUUGACGUUCCUGAACUAAUAAGAAUAAUUUUGAAGGGCGCAAAUGCUGGAGAAGUAGAUGCCACCUGCAGUGACUUCAAUUUUGGAACACCUUUACACAUAGCAGCAUCAAAUCUUUGUUUGUCAGCUGUGAAGUGUUUAUUGGAACAUGGAGCCAACCCUGUAUUUCGGAAUGAUAAAGGGGAGAUGCCAGUAGACAUUGUCCCUGAUCCUUUGGACAUGCCCCUGGACAUGGCAGAAGCAGCAGCAAUUGCCAAAGAAUUAAAGCAGGUGCUUCUUGAUGCAUUACCACUGACCUGUGACAUAUCAAAGUCGAUGCUGACAAACUAUGAUCACAUCUCGGGGAAGGCACUGCUCAAGUCACUGGGCCUGAAGCUGGGAGAGAGAGUGAUGAUUGGAGGGCAGAAGGUUGGAACACUACGAUUUUGUGGUACCACUGAAUUUGCCAGUGGCCAGUGGGCAGGGAUUGAGCUGGAUGAACCCGAAGGGAAGAACGAUGGAAGUAUCUGUGGCAUUCAGUACUUCAGCUGCCCAGUGAAAUAUGGAAUUUUUGCACCACUCUCCAAGGUUAGCAAAGUAUCCACAGAAAAAAAGAGACUAACCAGAACUUCAUCACAUAAAACAUCAGCUCCUCUUCGAUCUCAGAAAAUAGACUUGUCACGUGUCACAUCUAAGGUGAACACAGGUCUACCUCCUUCCAAAAAGUAUGUUCCAAAACCCCCUAUUCCCACUCAAGACGUUGCCAAACCUCAGACAGGAAUGGAAGCUUCUCUGCCUGGGACAUCCUGCUCUUCCUCUUCCUCUUCCUCUUCAAUAGAGAGCAGGCAAUUCAGACAAAGGCAGCUGCUCCCACGACAACGGAACAUAACCCACUCAACGAAGCUGACAACUAAACCGGUACCCGCCAUCACCAAAAAGAACACAGGUUUGCGGAAGAGAGUUCCAUCUGUUGGCAGCCUGGACUGCGAUGAGACUAAUAAGGCAGAUAUUCAAAUUGGUGACCGUGUGGUUGUUGUUGGGCAAAGGAGUGGAACUGCACGGUUCUACGGGAAGACUAAUUUUGCACCAGGUUAUUGGUAUGGGAUUGAGUUGGAUAAACCAAAUGGCAGAAACAAUGGCUCUGUGGGGGGCGUGCAAUAUUUCACCUGUCAACCAAAGCAUGGGGUGUUUGCACCUCCAUCAAGAGUUCAGAGGGCAACAGAAGCAUUGGAUUCCUUCUCAGAUAUUCCAACCAGCAGAUUCAAUCAAUCAGUUAUAGGUUUCCAUCGAAGUUACAGCACCCCAUCUGCUCUUCCAUCGCCAGGGGACAUAAAACGAAAAAACUCUUCAAGCAGGCCAAAAAAUCAAAUCAUGAGGCGAAGCUGGAGCAGCACAAGUACCACUGAGGCAAAUGUGAAGUUACAUGAAGGGUCACAAGUCCUACUGAGCAGCUCCAGUGAAAUGGCAAUCAUUAGAUACAUUGGACCUACUGACUUUGCUCCAGGAGUAUGGCUUGGACUGGAAUUGCGUUCACCAAAAGGAAAAAAUGAUGGAUCUGUGGGAGAAAAACGUUAUUUUACUUGUAAACCAAAUUAUGGAGUUCUGGUACGACCAAGCCGUGUAACUUAUCGAGGCAUUAAUGGCACAAAACUAGUGGAUGAUAUUUAGUGGUAAAUGUUUUGUUUUCAGCAAGGUAAGGAGAAUGCAGGAAAAUGUGAAUUCAACAUAUGCAUCUAAGUCUGGAGUUUUCUGUCUAUUUGCACACAAAUUAGUCAUAGUAUGGAUGCAAACAAAUUCAACAGCUUGCUGGUCACAAGCAUAAGCAGAGUUUGCCUAAGUUUCCUUGAUCCUUUUUAUUUUUUUGCAAAUCAGAUAUUUGGGCACACCAUUAAACCUAGACAGCAUGGUAGUACUAAACCUGUUAUGUAGUUCCAUCAGUACUUGUAUUCUGCCUAUGAAAUUUAUUUGACUUUAGCCCUAAUAAUCUGACAUUAAUUUCCAGGCAAGUGGCCCAAUAAUUGCAAAUUUUUGAGCAACUUUUCAUGCUUAUCCUCACUUAGGCAUACUUUAUAUUUUCUGUUUUAAUGUGAGUUAGGCUGUAGGAAUGCUGCACCACGCUAUUCUUCUUCCAUAAAACAGUGCUAACAUAACAAGGAUGUCAUCACCUCUUAACGUUUGAGCACAAACACAUUCAUUUUGCUGUAAAAAUAUUUCCUGUUUGGUAGAUUUUAUUCCUAAAAAUGUACAGAAUUUCAUACAUAGCAAUAGGUUUUCAAUCCAUCUCACUCAUUUUUAUCAUAUAUCUCACUCACGUUUCCUUGAAGGUGACUGCUCUGCAACAGAGAUUUACAAGUACGAUACCAGAACUGAGAGGUUAUAACUAUCAAAAAAGAUUGAACAUCUUGGGACUCUUCUUCAGAUAUGACAAGCUGAAGGAUGGCUGAAUGGAGGUCAUUACAAUUUUGAAAGGGUUUCAUAGUGCAGAGGUGGAGAUUAUAUUCCAUCUGUGAGGAACUCUAAAACCAGGAGUUAUAAAUAUAAAUUAAAUAUUAAAUUAAAAAAGGUACUAAAUUUAAAAAACAGAUUUUUAAAAAUCCAGGUAUUUGUUCGAAACUUGCUGCUGCUUGGUAUAGCUGAGCUGGGAACGUAAGACUUUUAAGAGGAAGUUAACUAAAUACAUGGAGGAGAAAGGAAUAGAUGGCACCUUUACUGGAGUGGAUGAAACUCAUGAUGGGUAGAAGAUCGUGCACACCAACAUAGAACAGUAGCCAGGUUUUGUCCUGUGAGUUCUAUAUAUUUCUAUAUAGUGGCUUUUGGCACAAAAUAUAUUAUUGAUCAUUGAUCUCUUAAAAGUUAUUUGGCCCUUCUGUUAUAUAAAGGCCACUCUAUACUUUAUUCCCACUACUUGUCUUUUACAUUUCAUUUAGUACAGUUACCAAAUGAAACUCUAUCACUCUUAGACUUGGAAAUUUCAAAUAACAUGCCAUUCUGCAGAGUGAAUUCUAAAUUUCCUUUAUCCUUUAUGCGAACAAAUGAUUCUGAUCCCAUUGCUAGCUGAAUGAAUUCUAAUUGUAAAAUUAUACCCUUUGCUCUGGUACCCCCUACAAGAUGAGGUAGUCUUACUGUUGAUUCUGUAGAAUCCCUUUCAUGUUGUAAAAUAUUCAAUUGCAUUAUCUCUGCACCUUCUAGCCUCAGGACAAUGCCAGUCAAGUUAAUGCAGCUAGGUCCAUAAUUUAACCCUUUAAGCACUGAUAUAGGUCAGGUGAAUCUUGCGUAACAUAUAUAGUUUCUUAAAGUGCGGGUUAUUGAAACUAAUGAACAAGAAUAAUAGCUCAAUGAACAAAAAACGUGCAUCUUAAGUGUCAAAGGAAAAAUACACUCAGUGUUAAUUAAGCCCAGCUUAUAUUCAUUUUAAGGAAUUUGGGAGAGUUUUUGGGCAUAAUUUUUCACCAGCAAGAUACUAUGGCUAUCAGACUUGUUGCAGUUUUAGAAUCUGCUUCAGGUUACAUCCAAAAGGGAAACUCCAGACUUGUAUUUCUAGCAGAAAAUUGAAAUAGGCUUGAUGGAAAUAUGGGAUGAAGUUUUAUAAUGCUUUUAGAGAGCAUGAAUCCAUACAAUAAUCCAUACAGUUUGGUACACUUUUAAUUAAGAUAAUGCUCCAGCUUUUAGCUGAUUAUUAAUUUUGGAUUUAUGUAUAGAAAAGUAAUUGCAUUACAGAUUACAUUUUAACAUCUGUUGCCUCUUUAUAUGUAAGUGCCAUAGAGUAUCUAUUGGGUGCAAUGAAUGAGAAAGCAAAUGAAAGCACAAAACGUGAUGUUCCAGUUAGGUCUAUAAGGUUAUUUUUGUUCCCCCUAACACUUCUAGCCAUCUGUAUUUGUGCAAGCAAAGCCAAUGCACUGCUUUAUUGCUAAUUGCUCACUUACAUCAACAUGUUUGGUUCAAAACUGAAGUUGUAACAGUUAAGCUAACCACAUGUUAUUUUUAUCUUCACCUCUAGACGCACCACAAAAGACCAUUUUAUUUUAUGAAAGAGUAAUUUUACUUAGUACAAGACAGGAAGAAAUGUGAUGCACUUUGAGACUUUUAUAUAAUACAUAUGUUAUAUUUAGAACAUUUUUCAAAGAGAAACGUUGAUAUUUUUGAAUAUAACUGUUACAGUUUGUCGUGUUUCAUAGUGCUGUUGUAUUUCAUAGUUUCGAAGAAGCUGUGUAAUGGGAAUGUACUUGUCUAGUUUAUUUAUUCCUGUAAGCAAACAACAUAAAAAGUAUUGUAUUAAAAACAGAAAAUAUUUGAAACAAUUAGGAAUUCAGGCAACAUUUAUGGAGAGGGAGAAAAGAGUCUUUUCAAGAGUUGUUUCAGGUCAAUGGCCUUUUAACCAAUAAAUAAUGUGAUCUGAUCUAAAUUAGCAGUGCCACUUCCUGCAAGUGACACAGCUGAAGUCAAUGACCCAUUAUUACCACUGAGCUUUGAGAGGGAAGAAAAUUGACUCAGCUAUGAUGCAAUUGCUUUACCGACUAUUAGCAGCAGCCCCAUUGUCAGCCUCACCAGGUAAGCAAGUUAGCAAGAUUCCCUGAAGAGAUAAUUUUAAACUUUCCACUUAGCAAUGUGUUGACAAUGGUAUAAAUACUGUAUUUACUGGCUCCAUUUUCUGUCUAUGGUCAGGUUGAAAUUAGCUUUUAUAAACAAUUUCACAGAAACUUAAUAUAACCAGCUUCGUGUUUGUGCAGCUUUAUUGAUUUUUAUCUUUUUCUUUCGUUCUGGUAGUUAAUCUAGUAGGAAAUCUAACAGGUGAUAGUAGAAUUAUUUUGGAUAUGUACCAUGAAUUGCACAUUCAUUUUUGUUGCUUGGUUUAACAAAUAGUCAUGACUAUCUGCUAACACCAACUUCAUUUUUAGUACUAAUUGGUUUUAUACUGCUGCCAGAAACAGCAUUACUGUUGGAAUAGUAAUACAGUGGAUUCCAGUUGGUUGGGCCAUUGGUUAAUUGGGACAGCUGCUUAUUUGGGACAACUCUUAAAGAACAAAAACUAAUUGAGAAAAUAGUCGGGAUUCCCUUCAUUUAUUUAGAGCACUUAAUUGGGGCAGGAGACAGUUGUUGAACAGUUUUAAAAUAGCAUCAGUUGCGUGUGUUUGUGUUCAAAGAUCUAAGAUUUAAAUCAAAAGAACACAGCAGUGUGCUCUGGAUGAAUUCCUCUGGUGAUAGCUAAUAGGAACUAAUACAAAGUUUUAUAGUACUGUAUUGGUUAGUGACUGGAAUCAGAGAAAUAUCACAGUACUUAAUUUGCUAUUUCAAUAUAAUUUAUUUAUUAUUAAAUGAAUUGACCUUUAAUAGGAAAUACACCAUUAUUUUGAAAUUCUGAAAAAUAUUAAUUUGGUAUAAUUCUGAACAAAUUAAGCCUGGCUAUUGUUUUAGUUUUAAAUUUCACGAUUUGCUGAUCCUAUAAUUUUGACACCAGCGAUGUCUCAAAAGACCUCAUAGGCAUUAUCCCAUUCAUUGUGAUUUAUGGGAAGAACAGUACAUUAAGUAAAUUAAAUGCAAAGUAUUGUUUAGCAGGAUCAGAAACAAGAUAUUGCAAACCAGAGGUUCCCAACCAUUUUUAUGCUGUGGAGUUUACCAUUAACCAAGGGGUCCAUGGAUCCCAGGUUGGGAACUCCUGUGCCAGAUAAACAUUACAGAUCAGGCUGUGCAUGAGAAACAGUUAAUACUGAGUUUUUUUCCAUUUUAUUUCAUUUUUAGCACAUUUACAAUCAUUACUUCAAAAACUUUUAACUGGCAUAGUGAAUAAGUUGCCCUUAUUGACUUCUCUAAAUUUUUUCUUUAUUGAAUCACCUGUAAUUACAAAUAGUUAACUCUUUUGCAAUUAAGUUAUAAUUGCAGUAGAAGACAAUGCAGAAAAUGGCAAAUGGUAUGGAGUACUGACAGAGUAACAUGAGCAUCAAAUCAUGUUUAAAUCAAGAUUUAAUGGAGAAGCUUACUGGCAAAAUCAACCCCGAUGAGCCUGUAACACAGUGACUAAGUUAUUAUGCUGUUUCCAGACUAAUUCUUGAUUAGUGUCCAGAUCUGAAGUUCACAUUUCACCAAUGCAUCUGAAAAAUUUAAAUUCAAUGCAAUCAGCUAAAUAAAUCUGGAAUAAAAACUUUGGUGCCCAUGAUGGCUAUCAUGAAACUCUUGGAUUGUCAUAAAAACAUAGAGUUCCAAUAAUGCCAUCCAGAGAAGGAAUUCUACCAUGGUUAUCAUAUAGAUCGAGUCCAUACUUCUUGACUGCAGGCUCUCCAGUGUGGGUGACUCUUAACUGCCUCAACAGCUCAAAAGCCAUCAAAAAUACCACCCUUGCAAGUGAAGUCCAUGUCCUGUAUAAAAUAUAAAAGUGGUUAUCUUUCACCUUGAAUGCAAUAUGUAGAUCAUAGAACAGUACAGCAGAGGAACAGGCCCCUUCAGCCCAUAAUGUUGAGUUGAACCAGUUAAAUUAGUAAUCUGCUAAUCUGUCUGCACAAUGUCUAUAUCUUUCCAUUUCUCUCACAAUCAUGUACCUAUCUAAACAUCUCUUAAUAAUCUCGAAUUCAUCUGCCACUACCACCACCCCAGGCAGUGCAUUUUAGGCAUCCACCACUGUCUGUGUAAAACACUUGCUCCUCACGUCUCCUUUAAAUUUGUCUGCUCUCACCUUAAAUAUAUGCCCUCUGGUAUAAGACAUUUCAACCCUCGGUAAAAGAUCCUGUCUAUCUACUCUGUCUAUGCCUCUCAUAGUGUUAUAAACCUCUAUCAGAUCUCUUUUCAGCUUCUGCUGCUCCAGAGAAAACAACCCAAGUUUGUCCAACCUCUCAUUAUAGCACGUCCUCUAAUCCAGGCAACAUUCAGAUAAACCCUCUUUAAAGCCUUGUCAUCCUUCCUGUUACAACCAGAACUCUAUACAAUACUCCAGAUGCAGACUAACUAGAGUUUAUAAAGCUGCAACUAAUAUCCUGACUUUUGAACUCAAUGCCUUGGCUAAUAAAGGCAAACUUGCAAUUUGCCUACUUAACCCCCCUGUCAAUCUAUGAAACCACUUUCAGGGAGCUAUGAACUCGGAUGCCAAGUUUGCACUGCUCAUCAACACUGUUAAAGGUCUUGCCCUUAAGAGUGUGUACCCUGCCUUUACAUUUCUUUUGCCAAGGUGCAACACUUCACAUUUGGCUGGGUUGGACUCCAUCUGCCAUUUCUCUGCCCAUAUCUGCAAUUGAUCUAUAUCCUGCUGUAUUUUUUGUCAGUUUUCUACACUAUCCACAACACCAUCAAUCUUCAUAUAAUCUGAAAACUUAACACUUAACAGUAUAUAACCUAUCUAGAUUUUCAUCUAGGUCAUUUAUGUGCAUCACAAUUAGGACAGAUCCCUGUAGAGCACCAGUAAACACAGACCUCCAGCUGGAAUAGGUCCUAUCGACCUCUACCCUCCAUUUUCUAUGAGCAAGCCAGUCCUGAAUCCAAAUAGCCAAUUCACCAUGGAUCCCAUGCAUCUUAAUUUUCUGGAUCUUGCAAGAUCUUUUAAACAAUGACAUUACUGUCACAGUAACCAGUGGCAUGUGUACACAACCUAGUUGUUCUCAGGCUGUUAUUACAGAUCUUUCAUUGCUGAGUGGCAUAUACUGCAGCUGAAACCAGUCACGUUAUUUAGCUGGUUUAGAACUAAAACCGCUGAAUGUACAGCCACUAUAAUAGAUAGCUUAGGUCACUUUGUGACAUGCAUGAUUACUUCAUAUUUGACACAUCUGUCAAUUUGUGUUUCAAAUGUCUCAAAUGUAUGUCCUGGGUAAUUCUCUGCUUACAAAAAAAACACACAUCAAAUACUUCUAGAUCUGAAGCACUGAAGACCAUGAUACUUUGCAGAACAUUCUAAAUCUUUUACCUCAGAUCUAUCUAUUUAUUACCUAAAUUAUCUAUUUAUUACAUAAAUCUUUUUACUUGUCCUUUCUUACUGAUUCUUAUUCUGCUAUUUUUACAAAAUAACAUUGGUACGCUCCAAUGUAUGUCAUGACAGAUGCACCUUAGAUAUAACCUUGAAAUAUUAAUCAAUGUUCUGUGUAUAUAGCUUGGGACAAAAGCCAAAAUGUAGAACUGCAUAAAUUCUAUAUAUUUAGUCACACUAGCCACUGAAUAUAGCAGUGCAGGUACAUAUAUUAUUCAAAGGUAGCUCUUCUUAAUCCAGGAGAUAAAAGUGUAAAAGCGAUGUACUAUCUGAAUAGUAUGUAUAAAAGAUUCCUUGUGGAAAAUAUGAUUUGUACCUGCAAAGCAUAUUUUGAAACCUCAAUUUGUCAUAAAGAUUGUUGUCUCUCAAAUAAUGUACUUUGGAUAAUGUAGACCUGGUAUUCUAUAACCCUCUGCUGUUGCACAACAGUAAAAGUGAUUGAACAGUUGGUUGUACUCACUGAUGAACUAAUUACUUCCAUGCUCCCUGGAGCAUCACAUCAGCCAAUGGUAUACCUAAUAGUUAAAUUUGGCUAUCCAUCCCAUAGGAUGAUGAUGGUUCCUUUCAGUCAGUUAGUGGGAUUUGAUAUGUGUGUCCUGGAGUGGCUGUACAGGACGAUCCUUGACAGGCACUGCUUGCCACAUACUUGGCAGGUGAGGCCUGGAGGGGCAGCAGGGGCAGAGGCUCUGUUGUGGCGUUUCCUGUGCCUUUCCUCUGUGACUUGUUCUCAGCAGCAUCCAUACCUUUUCUGAUGGCGUCCCUCCACUGUGAGCGAUCUUGAGCCAGAUCCUCCCAUGUUGAUGGGGCAAUGUCAGCUUUCUUGAGGCUCCUGUGGAGAACAUCCUUGUACCGUAGUCGCUGGCCUCCUCAUUUCAGGUACCACUGGACAGUUGGCCAUAAAAGAUGUCCUUGGGCAGUCUUCUGUCAGGCAUUCUGACAACAUGUCCUGCCCAGCGCAGUUGGGCUGACAUCACCAAGGUUGAAACUGCUGGCAUUCCGGCUCGAGAGAGGGCCUCUGUAUUGGAGACCUUGUCUUGCCAGGUGAUCUUCAUCAGAGAAUGUAGGUGACGCUGCUGCAGUUGGUCAAGCUGGCGUAAGUGACUCUGAUAUGGGCACCACGUCUCACAUCCAUAUAGCAAGGCUGAUAUGACAACAGCCUUGCACUUGGUGACCAACCUGAUGUUCUGUGACCAAACUUGAUCUUUCAGCUGACCAAAGGCAAAGCAGGUUUUCUGGUUCUUGACUGAAUCUCUACAUCCAGGGAAGCUGAGGAUGUUAUUAUACUGCCCAGGUAGCAAAACUUGUUGACAGCAUUGAGACGAGUGUCAUCAAUGAGCGCAGUUGGUUCUUUGUAGUUUGAGACAGGAGCUAGUUGGUAUAAAACUUCUGUCUUUUUCAGGCUGAUUGUCAGUCCAAAGCUUUUGGCGGCAUUGGCAAAGUGACUCGUGAUCUCCUGUAAGUCUUCGAGAGAGUGGGCAUCCAGUGCACAGUCACCAGCAAACUGUAGCUCAUGCGCCACAAUGUCCCUGACUUUUGUUUUUGCUCUCAGUCUUGCGAGGUUGAGGAGCCGCCAUCAACCCUCAUUUGUAGGAAGACCCCUGACUUCAGGUCUGAUGUGGCAUCCUGAAGAACAGCAGCGAAGACUAGUCCAAACAGAGUCAGAGCCAAAACACAACCCUGUUUUACACCGUUGCUGAGGGGAAAUGGGUCUGACAACUCACCACACAUGUUGAUGUGGCCUUCCAUGCCUUCGUGGAACUGUUGGAUGAUGUUGGUUAGGUGUGGGGGGCAACCGAAUUUUGGUUGGAGCUUCCACAGGCCAUCUCUACCAACAGUGUCAAAUGCUUUGGUUAGAUCAACAAAUGUGACAUAGAGACUUCUCUGCUGCUCAACAAGUUUCUUUUGAAGCUGCCUCAGUGAGAAGAUCAUGUCCACUGUACUAUGGCCUGUUCGAAAACCACACUGGUUUUCUGGAAGGAUAUUAUCACUGAUGUUGGACACCAAGCAUCUAAGGAUGAUCUUCGCGAGGCAUUUUCCUGCAACUGACAGAAGAGAGAUGCCUUGGUAAUUAUUGCAGUCUCUCUUGUCUCCCUUGUUCUUGUAGAUGGUCACGAUUGAUGCAUCUUUGAAGCCUUGUGGUAGUUCUGCAGCUCCCCACGACUUUGUGAACAGCUGAUGUAGGCAUGAUGUCAGUGUGUUACCACUAUACUGGUAGAUCUCGGCUGUGAUACCGUCAGGCCCUGGUGCUUUGCUGGGUUUCAGCUGUUUGAUGGCUUUGAUGAUCUCGUGAAGAGUAGGGGGAGCAUGGGUCCAGGGUGUACCCUACCCGGUGCUUCAUCGGUGAUGGUUCCUGUUCUGUUCAGCAGCUCGUGGAAGUGUUUUUGCCCUUUUUUCAUGUGCUCUGAGUUCUCAGUGAAGGUGCAUGUACUGUCCUUGCUCAGUGAGGUGCCUUGUUUUGAUGGACCGUACACAACCUUGACUGCUUCAUAGAAGCUUCUUGAGUCAUUACAGUCAGCAAAGGCUUGUAACUCCUUGGCCUUGUUCGCCCACCACUGGUCUUUCAUAGCUCUGAGCUGCCUCAGCAAAGUUGAUUUUUCACUCAAAAAGGCACGUUUAUUGGAACUUGAGUUUGGUUGUCGAAGAAGAGCCUGGUGUGCAGCUGCCUUAGCUCUUAGAAGCUCUUGCACAGAUUGGUUGUUCUCAUCAAACCAGUCUUGAUGCUUGAGCUUGACUUUCCCCAAAGUGUCCUGGGCAGCGCUGUAGACCGUUUCUUUAAAGGCAUUCUAGCGCUCAGUAAUAUCGUCUGGUGGAUUCUCAACCAGUCUGCUUAGAGCAGUUUCCAUAGAGGAUUUCAGGGCAUCAGCACACUCAGUGUUCCAGUUUGGUGGUGGUCAAUUUUUUGGUUGGUUUGGCAGCAUUCAGUGUGCAUGGAGGUUUGAUCGAUAGACAUAAAUCUGACCACACCAUUCGAUGAUCAGUUGAGCACUCAGCUCCACGCUUAACUCUAGUGAUAUGAACGUCAGAGAUGUCUCAUUGUUGGAUGAUGACAUAGUCAAUGAGAUGCCAGCUUUUAGAUUGUGGAUGCAUCCAUGUGCAUUUGAGCUUGUCUGGCAAUCUGAACAGUGUGUUAGUGAUGCACAGUUUGAAUUUUGUGCACAUCAAGAGGAACAGUAGACCGUUACUGUUGCCAACCCCUUGGCAUCCAAUCACACCAGGCCACACAGUGGUCUCCUUGCCAACCCGAGCAUUAAAGUCUCCCAGCAACAGCAGCUUAUCGGAAGUUGUCACACUGCUGAUGGUGGUUUUCAGCUCACUGUAGAAUGCCUCCUUGACUUCACUGGGAUUAGUCAGAAUUGGUGCGUAAACGUUGACAAUGGUGAGGUGGCGCUUUCCUUGCAGAGGUGUACGCAAGGUCUGGAUUCAGUCACUUACAGCAACAGGCAGGGUUGGUAGCUUUGCUGUGAGGCAGUUCUUGAUAGCCUCAAGAACUAUCAGUUUCUCUUUGUUCUUCUUUGGGCCUGCCAGACCAGAAGAAUGUGUACCCUCCUUUCUCUUCACAAAGUGCGCCCACUCCAGCGAGUCGGGACUCCUGGAGAGCCACAACGUCCAUGUUGUAGUCCUUGAGCACACGAGCAACAAGUGCAGUGCGUCUGUCUGGGCGAUCAGUGUUAACAUUGUCCAGCAGAGUUCGUCUGUUCCAUGAGGCGACGAACAGAUUCUGCUUGUGAUUCUUACCUAGAGUUGGACGACCCGCCAGCUGUGGCUGACUGACUAGGUUGGUGUGAGUGGGCUUUGUUUGAGCCACCUUUUCUAGGCCCUUCCCUAAUUGUAGGGUGAGCAGUGCCUCCCUAACAGAGCUGCUCAGACGCAGAGGGUGCUGCCUCACCGGAUCUCCGCUCUGUAAUCCAUAUGCGACCACUCCCCCCCGCUGCCUGCAUGCAGACUUGUGACUAUGGCUCCCAGCUGGUCAAGCCUACCGCUUCACCACUUGUCCGUCACUACAGGACUUGGGUGUGUUGAGAAUACCCCACUCCUCAGAAAGGAACAGCAUGUGUGUGAAUGGAUUUUAGGUGAGUAAUGGUUAUACCAAGUUGAAAAGGGGCAGGGUGAAAAAUUUGAAUGUAUUGAUGGUUUUGGUUACCAAUAACUAUGGCAACCCAUUUGUUCAAAUCAGUUGAAUAUACCUGAAUAACAGGCACAACAAUGCUGUUGAAUAUCUGUGUUAGACACAAUUCAGUGGUUUCAAUGGUACAUUUAAUGUCAGAGAAAUAUAUACAAUAUACAUCCUGAAAUGCUUUUUCUGGGCACACAGCCUUAGAUAUUCCAUCUACCAUGACACACCCAUCUUCUGCUCGGACACUGAAUCCGAUAUCCCCCCCAUCUCCAGAGCCACGAAAACUCAGCCCUCCGAAGGCGAGUGGAACUCUUAGGCUGAUUCCGUGGUGUGCCGAACAACAGCCAGUUAUGAAACCACAAGAGCGUGUCCUGUAGUCGGCGUCUAACUCCAGGUCAGGGUCUUCAAAAGAACCCUGAAAGGGAAAAAGAGGUAUUAAAAAUGGAACUAGAGCUGUUUCCAAAGAUGCAAGCAAAGAAGUUGCUGUUGGGCACCAUUAACCCUCCUAAACUCUGACUUUCCAAAUUAAACAAAUCCCUUGGGCCAAAUUAAACAAAUCCAUUCAUACCUCCUGUAGUUGACAUAGUGGUGCAAGCAGUUAGUAUGUUGUUCUAGCGGUAAUCCUUUUUCCUAGAAUCUUUCUUUUCCUUCUGUUUUAGCUGCAGAAAGUAUAAACACAAGGAUGUAAUGUAUUUGGGCCUCCCUGUAAGGCAAGUUGCAUAUACACAUAGGUGCAGUGAAAAACUUACUGUCAUUGCUGUAGUGUGUGAGCACCUUUUCCUACAAUUUUCACUUGCUUGACUUUUUCUACACUGUUCCAUUUUGAAGUGAAAGGCAUUUUAGAUAUCUGAUAUUUUGCUUUAUUUCAAAUGCACACAGUAAAACUGUAAAAAAUCUUCCCACAAAAGUGAAUAAGCUGACAAUUUACAGUCAGUGAGGAGUAAGGUUGAGCUGGCAUGUUAGUACUUGAGCAACCUAUUGUCAGAAAUACACCUUAUUUCACUGACUAUAACACACAUUGCCUUAAGCACGUAACAGUUAAAAUCAUAUUUUACUUUCUGAGAAAAGAUAUUCAAAUCGUCUGAAACAAUAAAUAGAUUUCUACAGGGAAACCCAUUGUUAGAACUGUAGGAUCAUAGCAAAAUAUAUUAAUGGCAGUACCUGGUACAAUCAGUAAAUUUCUAUCCAUUUGUAGAUCAGAGUAUUUGUUUUUACAAAAUCAAUACAGAAACACAUGUUAGAUAUUCUACAUUAAUCUUUCUCCACGUUAAGUAUCACCUGAGCAUGGCUGAGUAUAAAGUAAGUAGUUGUGUACAGUAUUGAAUUACAUUAUCAAACAGUACAUUAUUCUGAGUAAGAUCCAUGACUGUAAGCUGCUCUGCCCUAAUUACAGUGAUUUACCAUGAAAUGCAACAUGCAUUUGUCAAGUAUAAGCUAAUUACUAUCGGUGGGAGACGUUUAUGGAUUGGCAGCAUGGAUUUUGGAAGAAAUCAGGUUGUUUAAAGGGUAUACAAUAAAGAAAUAUUUUUAUUUUGAAAUAAUAACACCACACAUCAACAAAUUCCAAUGGUUCAGACGUGAUUUGCUGCUUUUUUUUAGAAGUGAGCCUAUCAGGGGAAAAUGUGGCAACAAUUCUCUGACUAAGGCGUGAUUGAUGCGCUUAGGUACAAGGCUUUUAUUCAGAUGGAUUAGAUUUAUGAUGGCCUAGUGGCUUCAGUUUAAUAGGAAACUGUGGGAUUCAAGAUCUAGCUUUGUUGCCAUGAAUUCAGAUACCUCUAAGCUGUCAGACUUAAACUAUAUCAAUUCAUGGGGCAAGAUUUUUGAACUAUAUAGUAUAUAUUCCUAAUAAGCUUUAAGACAUCCAUGUGGAAAAGAAGAAAUUUUUAAAAAGUCAUAAUGAGUUGUUAACGCAAUGUCUCCAUAUUUCUUAAAAUGAUAGAAAUGCAUUGGCUAUUUCUUUAAUUCUGCAACCCCCUUCUCUCAUAAAUACUUAUUUCAAAUGUAAGAUAACAAAAAUCAACUGCUUCUUCAAAAUAUUAAAUCACAGCAAGAUUGAGAUACUUAAAUAAAUUGAACAGCUUUCAAUAAAGAAUGUGCUAUUUUGGAUAUUUUUAUGGUUAUUUUGAAUUAUUGUGGCACCCAGAGGGUUAGCUAAUGCUUUCUAAACAAAAUUUAAAAAUGCUGUAUUUUAUUGUAUGAAUUUUAAGAAAUGUAUAUGUUUGAUAAGAGCUAUUUUAUUGUACAAGUCUUUUUCUUAAAAUGAUUGUUGUCAUUGUGCUAAGAUAGACAAACUUUAUUUUUAAAAUUGUACUCGUAUAAAUGUCAGACAGAUUUACAGUACUAAUACUGUAAAAGACAAACCAAUUUGAAAAUCCUUUGCUUAGUACAACUUUGAUCAGAAUCAUGCAUUAUUUGUGUUGUUUUGUGUAGUGUGACAUUUUCCCACUUCUUUCAUGAGUAGAAAUGAAACUUCAAGUAGAUUGUUUUGUCCUUUCUUCCCCUAAACAGAAUAAACAUUUUUGAAUUCUUUAAUAUA